AUGGCAACUAUUGUUGAAUAUCCAACAACAUCCGAUGAUGAAGAAGAAUCACUAGAGGAUGAAAAGACAACGAGUGGAUCAUUUCGAAAUGGAGAUUUUCAAGGACGACUUUUUAAAUGGACUAAUUAUUUACAUGGAUGGCAAGAAAGAUAUUUGAUAUUAAAAAAUGGAUUUCUAAAUUAUUAUAAGAAUGAAUUUGAUAUUGGCCUUGGUUGUCGAGGUGCUCUUUCUGUUAAACAAGCUCUUAUUCAGUCUCAUGAAUUUGAUGAAUGUCGUUUUGAUAUACGUGUUGGUGAUUCAGUAUGGUAUAUACGUGCACAUAGUCCUGAUGAUCGUGAACGUUGGAUACAAGCUUUAGAAGAUCAUAAACAAUUAUGUAAAAGUGAAUCUGGUUAUGGAAGUGAAACAAGUUUAAGACGUCAUCCUAGUCUUGGUUCAUUAGCAUCUACGGCAAGUACUAGUGCGACAUCAACUGGAUCAUUCAAAAAAGAUCGUAAUUUAAAAGAGAAAUUAAGUGAAUUAGAAACAUUUAGAGAAUUACUUGUACAACAAGUAUCUACGCUACAAACUUAUUUUGAUGCAUGUGCCAAUGCAGUAACAACAGGAUUUGAGCCAUAUCAAAAAGAAUAUGAGAAUGCAAAUGAUUUAGAUUUUGAAGAAUCGUUAGAUAAAAUUAGUUCAAUAUCAAUCUCAUCAGAUGAUACAAUCAAAAAUUCAUCGACAAAACCGAGAAUUGAUCAAUUAGCACUUGGUGAUCAUGCAGCAAUGGCAGUUGAUUUUAAAGGAGAAGCUUUAACAUUUAAAGCAACAACGGAUGGUGUGAUACAUAAUUUAGCUUUUUCUAUUGAAUUAAUGCAAAAACGAGAAGAUAUUUGGAGAAAAAAAUAUGACAAAGAAUUGGAACGUCGAAAGAAAUUUCAAGAUUUAUAUAGUAAAGUAAAUAAACAGAAAAUUCCUUCAUUUGGUUCACCAGAUUCCGAAGAAGGACCACAUAGUACAUUAAAAGAAGAGGAAUUUUUUGAUGCACUCGAUCAAUCUCUUGAUCGUAUCGAUCGUGAUACUGAUAGUUAUCAACGAUUUGUAAACUAUACAUAUCCACCUAAAAUAAUUUCAUCCUAUUCAUCAUUAUCAAAUUAUGUUGGUGAUAUACAACCUUUUUAUCAAAAAAAUAAAAAGUUCUCAUUGAUACCAACUGAGUCAUUUCAGUUACUUACUCACAUCUCAUCUAUUGGUAUUCAUACUAUAGAUGAGAAUUCGACUAACAUUUCUGAAAAUAAUACAUUGAAAGAUGAUUCUAAUUCAUUGUUAUUGGAUGAGUUAAAACUAUCAUCCAAAUCAAAAACGUCUAAUAAUUCUACAGUAAAUCAAUCAAAAUCUCCAUCUAAAAGUUCUUCAAGUACAGUUACUAAUGGAACAGUUAUAUCAUCACCGGAUGAAGGUAAUCUAGUUAUUCAAGGCAAACAUCGAUUAUCUAAUGAAAUUGAACGUAUUGUUCAAGAUCAUUUAAAAUAUGUACAUGAAGAUGUAUCUCAUGGUUGGGAUUUAAUACAUCAAGAAGGUGAAAUGAAAGUUUAUCGACGUGAAGUUGAAGAGAAUGGAAUUGUUGUUGAUCCACUUAAAUGUUUUCAUACAAUCAAAGGUGUUACCGGUCAUGAAAUUUGCCGAUAUUUUUAUGAAUUUCAAUAUCGAAUGGAAUGGGAAACAACACUUGAUUCAACGAAAAUUAUUGAAGUAUUAGAUCCAGAUACCGUGAUAUUUUUUCAAUUACAUAAACGUGUAUGGCCAGCUGCACAACGUGAUUCAUGUUUUUGGUCUCAUAUUCGAUGUAUAUCUAAUUCAGAUGAAGAUCAACCAACAUGGCUUGUAGUUAAUUAUACCACACCACAUCAACUUGCUCCAAUUAAAUCACCUCAAGUUCGUCUUAUAGCCAAUGUUGCUUUAAUAUGUGAAACAAUCAUAAGUGAACCACCACUUGAUCCACAAGAUAUUAAACGACAAAAUAUUGAAUGCAAACUUACAUAUGUUGCUUUUAUUAAUCCUGGCGGUUGGGUACCAAGUGCAGCAUUAAGAGGUGUGGCAAAACGUGAAUAUCCACGUUUUAUUAAACGUUUUACAUCGUAUGUAGUCGAACAAACACGCAACAAACCAAUUCUAUUUUGAUUUCAAUUCCUACGUUUUCUUUUCUGACGAACUUUUUUCUUUUCUUUAUGAUUUAAUUUGACAGUCUGUCUCUUAUUUUUUUUUUCUGCAUAUCAAUAUUUCUUUUGUUAUUGAUGUUGUUAUUUCCACAAUUUUUCGACAUUGCUUACUUGUCUGUAUACAUACCAUGUGAUGAUAUGAAUAUUUCUUCUUCUUCUUCUUUCUUUUUUUUUUU
Molecule: messenger RNA, 2374 nt
Organism: Adineta steineri
Lineage: Eukaryota; Metazoa; Rotifera; Eurotatoria; Adinetida; Adinetidae
Source: the annotation of a GenBank genome assembly